AUGGCAAAGAGACACGCUUAUGAAGCCCAGUUCAAACUGAAGGCGAUCAGCUACGCAGAGGAACAUGGGAAUCGAGCAGCCGCGAGAGAAUAUAAGAUCAACGAGUCUAUGGUUCGCAAGUGGAGGAAGCUGGAAAAUGAAUUGCGGAAGGUGAAGAAAACGCAGCCGAGCUUCCGCGGACACAAGGCGAGAUGGCCGGACUUGGAGGAAAGUUUGGAGAGGUGGGUGAUCGAGCAAAGAGCGAGUGGAAGGAGCGUUUCAACGGUCACCAUCCGACGUAAAGCAGUAGCGCUGGCGGAGGAGAUGGAAAUUGAACAUUUUCACGGAGGUCCGUCCUGGUGUUUUCGGUUCAUGAAGCAGUGCCAUCUCUCCAUCCGGGCCAGGACAACAGUAGCGCAGCAGUGCCCGGCGGAUUACUUGGAAAAGAUGGAGAGCUUCCACUCAUUUUGUAGCCGACACAUAACCCAGAAACUCAUCCAGCCCAGCCAAAUAACGAACAUGGACGAGGUCCCGCUGACGUUCGACAUCCCCACAAACCACACGGUGGAGAGGACGGGGACCAGCACGUACAGCCAGGAGUCCAGCAGCAGGACCAAAGCGGACUCUUCCUCCGCUGGUCUGCAGAAACAUAAAGCCAAAGAGAGAAAAAAUAGGAGGGAUAAAGUCCUCACCACUUCACCAGGUCUGAAGGUCCAAAAGAGGAUUCAUACUGAAGAGAAGCCGUACAGCUGUGAUCAGUGUGGGCGAGCUUUUACCACAUCAAUUAUUUUAAGGAGUCAUCAGCGUAUCCACACUGGAGAAAAGCCGUACAAAUGUGAUCAGUGUGGGGCAGCUUUUACCAAUUCAAGUAGUCUAAGGCGUCAUCAGCGCAUUCACACUGGAUUUAAGCCUUACAGAUGUGAUCAGUGUGGGGCAGCUUUUACCCAACAAGGUACUCUAAGGCAUCAUCAGCGUAUUCACACUGGGGAUAAGCCUUACAAAUGUGAUCAGUGUGGGGCAGCUUUUACCAUUUCAAGUAGUCUAAGGCGUCAUCUGCGUAUUCACACUGGAUUUAAGCCUUACAGAUGUGAUCAGUGUGGGGCAGCUUUUACCGAACAAGGUAAUCUAAGGAGUCAUCAGCGUAUUCACACUGGGGAUAAGCCUUACAAAUGUGAUCAGUGUGGGGCAGCUUUUACCGAACAAAGUAGUCUAGGGAGUCAUCAGCGUAUUCACACUGGGGAUAAGCCUUACAGAUGUGAUCAGUGUGGGGCAGCUUUUACCCGACAAGGUAGUCUAAGGAGUCAUCAGCGUAUUCACACUGGAUUUAAGCCGUACAUAUGUGAUCAGUGUGGGGCAGCUUUUACCCAACAAGGUCAUCUAAGGAGUCAUCAGCGUAUUCACACUGGAUUUAAGCCUUACAAAUGUGAUCAGUGUGGGGCAGCUUUUACCCAACAAGAUAAUCUAAGGCGUCAUCAGCGUAUUCACACUGGAUUUAAGCCUUACAGAUGUGAUCAGUGUGGGGCAGCUUUUACCCAACAAGGUAGUCUAAGGCGUCAUCAGCGUAUUCACACUGGAUUUAAGCCUUACAGAUGUGAUCAGUGUGGGGCAGCUUUUACCCGACAAGGUAGUCUAAGGCGUCAUCAGCGUAUUCACACUGGAUAAAAAAUUAUGACUGUGAUCAGCGUGGGGCAACUUUUACUUGGAGAGUUCAGUUAAAGGUGCCAAUUUAGACAUGUUAUGUUCUGAGAAA
This is a messenger RNA of Cololabis saira (Pacific saury), 1729 nucleotides long. Its product is annotated as zinc finger protein ZFP2-like. Gene Ontology annotation, biological process: regulation of transcription by RNA polymerase II. The transcript has 4 exons. Lineage: Eukaryota; Metazoa; Chordata; Actinopteri; Beloniformes; Belonidae. The coding region runs from base 1 to 1641 and encodes 546 amino acids. Gene Ontology annotation, molecular function: DNA-binding transcription activator activity, RNA polymerase II-specific; RNA polymerase II cis-regulatory region sequence-specific DNA binding. Gene Ontology annotation, cellular component: nucleus. The record is from RefSeq and is a predicted model, not a curated record.